AUGCGCCUCCCUCCUCGACGCAUCUUGGCUUCAAAUAAGCGGAAGGAUAAAGAAGACACAACCCGUGAUUCUUCCAAAUCCUCGGCACCACCACCAUUGCCACCAUCAUUGUCGUUGGUAGCAACAAUGGAGCCGGUGAUCAAACCGGCUACUGCUGUUAUCGGUUACGAUAAAUUUACCGAGCCGGUUGGGUCUAAUAAUCAACUCCUAGCUGGCUACUUGGCACACGAGUUCCUCUCAAAGGGAACCCUUUUUGGUGAACCCAUGAGGGCAGAUAAUUGUCCCUCGCCCAUCUAUGUCAAGGCAAAGAAGAUUAAACCUAGCAUGGAAAGGGAAACCAAAGCAAUGGUGAAAUCAGAGCAGAAUAUUGAGGAUAUUGGAAAGAGGAGUGAGAGAUAUUUAGAGGUUUCAAAAUUGUUGAAAAUGGAAGGAGCCCACUUGCCUGGUAUCAUUAACCCUACCCAGCUUGCUCAGUUCUUACAAAUGUGA
This is a messenger RNA of Linum tenue, 489 nucleotides long. Lineage: Eukaryota; Viridiplantae; Streptophyta; Magnoliopsida; Malpighiales; Linaceae. The record is from the annotation of a GenBank genome assembly.